Molecule: messenger RNA, 1392 nt
Organism: Penicillium pulvis
Lineage: Eukaryota; Fungi; Ascomycota; Eurotiomycetes; Eurotiales; Aspergillaceae
Exons: 2
Coding region: 1-1392 (463 amino acids)
Molecular function (GO): monooxygenase activity; oxidoreductase activity, acting on paired donors, with incorporation or reduction of molecular oxygen; heme binding
Source: RefSeq, a predicted model, not a curated record
AUGACAUCGAAAAUUCCCCAACCACCUGGUGUUCCCUUAGUAGGGAACGUCCUGGAUGUUAAUCCCAACGAAACCUGGGGGUCUCUGAUCAAGCUCUCAGAGAAAUACGGUCCAAUCUUCAAGAUAACCGUCCUGGGUAAACAACUUUACUUCAUCAGCAAUGUUGCACUACUAGAUGAGAUAUGCGACGAGAAGCGAUUCCGAAAAUGCGUUACUGGCCCAGUUGUGGAGAUGCGACAGCUCGCCAACAACUGCCUUUUCACUGCCUACGACAACGAAAGUAUAUGGGGCGUGAGCCACCGCAUCAUGGCUCCUUACGUUACUGGAGCAGCAGCGGACAGAUGCUACAGCGACAUGGCCAACGUGAUUCCGGACCUUACCAAGAAAUGGGCCUCGGGUUCCCACAAGACGGUACUAUUUACCAGUGAUCUCGAUCGUUUGUUGAUGACAUCAGUUAUGCAAUGCUUCUUCAACCAGCGAAUCGAUAUCCUCGAAGGACCUGAGCAUCCUCUCAUCCACGCCUGGGAGUCUAUCACAUGGGAAGCAAUGAAGCGACCUACCCGACCAAUGAUCGUAAAUUGGCUGUUGUAUGAGCGAGGCUUUAAGGAUAAUAUCAAGUACAUGCGCGAUUAUGCAGCUGAGAUCAUCAAGAGCCGGAAGGAGAAUCCCACACAGGUUCGCGAUGACCUUCUGAACGGCUUGCUUCAUAAUUCCGAUCCGCAAACCGGUGAAAAGCUUACUGAUACCCAAGUCAUCGAUGAGGUAGUGACCAUGUUCAUCGGUGCCGCCACCUCGGCUAAUCUUGUCGCUUUCGCUUUAUACUAUUUGAUCAAGAACCCCGAGAAGAUCACCAAGGCGAGAGCAGAGAUUGACUCAAUUGUCGGUCCAGAUGAGCAGAUUCAGCUUGAAGAUUUCAAAAAGCUACAAUACUGUGAGGCUAUCAUUAGAGAAUCCCUUCGUCUUUCUGCCACAGCACCGGGCUUCAACAUUGAACCCAUCCCCAGGGCCACAGAUGAUAAAAGUCCAAUUCUGCUCGCUGGGGGCAAGUACCAAAUUCCAUACAACCAAGCCAUGAUCGCCAUUUUGCACACCGUGAACCGAGAUCCCGAGGUCUUCGAAGACCCAGAGAAAUUCAGCCCAGAGCGGGUCCUUGGCGAAAAAUGGAACAACCUUCCUAAGGGAGCUAAGAGAAAUUUUGGGAAUGGUAAACGUGAAUGCUACGGGAAGAUGUGGGCGUGGCGUUGGUCCAUUUUUACUCUUGCUAGCAUUCUCAAGGAUGUUGACUUUGGAUUCGAGGAUUCGAGUUACCAACUGACUUCCAAUGGGGCUUUCAGUGUCAAGCCAUUAAAGUUCAAUGGUCUUGUGAGUCCUCGUCAGAGGUUCAGCUUAUAA